Patella vulgata (common limpet) is the source of this 3639-nucleotide messenger RNA. Its product is annotated as orexin receptor type 2. The record is from RefSeq and is a predicted model, not a curated record. Gene Ontology annotation, cellular component: membrane. Gene Ontology annotation, molecular function: G protein-coupled peptide receptor activity. The transcript has 2 exons. NCBI's taxonomy places the organism in Eukaryota, Metazoa, Mollusca, Gastropoda, Patellidae. Gene Ontology annotation, biological process: neuropeptide signaling pathway. The coding region runs from base 439 to 1779 and encodes 446 amino acids.
UAGGUCUAUCAAUGGCCUACGACAAUUAGAUUUAUGUGAUAGGUCUAUCAAUGGACUACCGCAGCUAGAUUUAUGUGAUUGGUCUAUCAAUGGACUACCGCAGCUAGAUUUAUGUGAUGGGUCUAUCAAUGGACUACUGCAGCUAGAUUUAUGUGAUUGGUCUAUCAAUGGACUACCGCAGCUAGAUUUAUGUGAUGGGUCUAUCAAUGGACUACCGCAGCUAGAUUUAUGUGAUGGGUCUAUAAUGGACUACUGCAGCUAGAUUUAUGUGAUAGGCCUAUCAAUGAACUACCGCAGCUAGAUUUAUGUGAUAGGUCUAUCAAUGGACUAUCGCAGCUAGAUUUGUGUGAUAGAUCUAUCAAUGGACUACCACAGCUAGAUUUGUGUGAUGGGUCUAUCAAUGGACUACCACAGCUAGACCUAGCUGUCUGUGUUGAAAUGAUAAGGAUGGAGAAAAGUACCAAUAAUCCGGGCAACUGUACGGGCACCUGUAAUAAUAUCUCUAUUGAAACCGGUUUAUAUUUUCAGAUGGAGAACAGUACCAAUAAUCCGGGCAACUGUACGGGCACCUGCAAUAAUACCUCUAUUGAAACAGGCUUAUUACAGAGAUUAAACGAUGCUAAAGCUGUACAUUUUAUACCAGUGAUGUUAUGGGUGACUCUGUUGAUGGUGAUCGGGGUUUUAGGCAACUCACUCGUGGUGUACGUAUAUAGACGUCGAUUUAAACAAACCUCGUCCAAUUAUUUUAUAUUAACGAUGGCCAUAUUUGAUCUGGUUGCCUGUGUGGUUGGCAUGCCAACAGAAAUUUAUGAUUUACGAUAUCCUUACACGUUUUACAGUUCCGUUGGAUGUAAGGUGUUCAGGUUUACGGAAACGUUUACGAUCUACGGUUCGGCCAUUGUGCUUGUCGAGAUCGCAUUUGAUCGAUAUUUUAAGAUUUGUAAACCCCUUAUGGUGAUCAGUUUGUUCAAAAUUAAGAUGUUGUGUUUCAUGGCAACGGUGCUCGCGCUUAUGUUCUCUACACCGACCGCCCUUCUAUUUGGCAUCACCAAUCCACAGACCCCGAUACAAGGAGUCCGUGGUUAUGAUUGUUCUAUCGAGGAGAAGUACCGGAAGUCGACGUUUCAGAAGUUGUAUUAUGGGACUUUGUCCGUAGUUUUCGUGGCGACACUACUCGUUCUUACUAUUCUCUACGUCAGAAUAUGGGUGGAGAUUAAACAGCGUCGCAGCAUGGUUAUAGGAGAUCAGAUAACUCGAUCACCGGGAACGGCGCAAGGAAAGAAAAAGAUUCGGAUCAAAUAUCUCGCGGCCAGUGGCAGCAAUGAAGAUGGCGAGGAUGAUUCUUCCGGAACGGGAACCGGAAAUGGAGAGUGUGGGGGGCAGAAAAGGACGCGAUUUGGAAGUCUGGCGAACUACGCUUCUAGAAUUCGUAUCACGAGGACAACGGUUGUGUUAUUCGCUGUAACUGUGGCGUUCGUCAUCAGUUAUCUCCCUGCUAUAGCCAUUAUGAUGACUAGAUCGUUAUUGAAAGACCUAGAACACACAAGAAGUAUAGAAGUUGAGGUCACCAGUAAAUUUUUCUCCAAUUUUUUCUUCAUUAAUAACGCCAUUAAUCCAAUUAUAUACAGUUUCUUGAAUCUGAACUUCCGGCGACAGGCCAAAAAGGCCGUGAAAACGGUGUUCUGUUGUGAGAAAAGUCCGUCACCUACAUCGUGUGAUUUAGAUAGAAGUACAAAACGUGAAAUAUUGUUGAUAGUGAGGAAGGGAAAUGGGGUUUAACGUCCACUCGACACAAACCAGGUCAUUUCGGGACUAACAUAUGAUUCAGUUUUAUUUCAAUAAUUCGCUUGCGCGUAGAGUUCUUUAGCAGUGAGAGGAAACCGGAGGAACCGGUGAAAACCCACGAGGAUGGACAUGCGACCCUACUCCUUGUCACGUACAGCGAGGGGAAUGGAAACCACGUCAGUUGACUCAAUGACAGACCUUCUGAUACAGCGUGCCCGCGCUAACCAGUCGGCCAUCCAGCCCCCCCCCCCUAUUGUUGAUAGCUAUAGCCGGUCGUGAUGUGUACGGGUAUUGUAGUUUAUCGCCAUUAUUGCCAUGUCCUUGUCAUGUUCCCGAAGCAACGAUCGCGAGUUUUACAACAGCUAACCGUUGCUUCAGAACUGGGCAAUUCCCGAAAUUUUGCGCUCGUUGUGUUUACACGUGAUCAAUUAGCAUCGUCCAAUCAGGGGUCGUCGCACAUAACACACUGUAAACAAAUAUGGCGGCCUCCAUAGAAACUCUUUGUUGAUCAGGUAUGAUUUCCAGCAACCUUGACAUUGAUCGAACCUUGAACUUUGCAACUCGAUUGUCACAUGUAGACAUUUUAGGCGAGACUUAAUAAUCGUAACGAUAUUUUUAACGAAGGAAUCUGAUAGGAUCACAAGCUGGGCUUAUACCCAAUCAAAAAUAGUGCCAAAAUAUGCGGGGUAUUACGUGAAGGGCUUGAUAAGAUGUACGUAGUUAAGGCGAGAUUAAGCCUUCUAUUGAAGAUGUGUCCUUGUAUGCUGGAUCUUGCUAUAAAAUGAACAUCAUUCUCAUUGCGCACGCAUGGUAAGUGUAUUUUGUUUUUGCUUUCAAAACAGUUCAUCGGAAUUUUUCAGGCGUGUUUUCCCCUUGUCAGUGGUGCAGGGCGGACGGCCUGACAAGGACAGCUGUCUAGUCGUUGGGAUGGGACAUAAAAAACGAGAUCCCGUGUACACAUUGGCGUGUACGUAAAAGAUUCCUUGACAGUUGGAAUUCGAUAUAAGAGUAAGCCGUAGUGCCGCUGUCCUGGCAAAAUUUCCUUCAAAACACACUGUAUGGCGUAUGCUUGGCGUCUUCAUUUAGCCCAGUUCGGAGCAGAACAGUAGGACGUUAAACUCCAUUUCAUUUCCUGUGUCAAAAUUUAGCGCUGACAAAGGGUUGAUUUAAUCAAGUUGUGGACAGGUGUGUAUCUGUAUAACCACAGGCCCCGAGGUCACAAAGCUUUCUCAUACUUUCAAUCACUGUUUAUGAGAAAUAUCUUUGAUCCAGAAACACAAAAAUUAGUACAUGUUUUCUACUUGAUGUAUUUGAUACAUUAAAACAACAAAAGUUUUAUAAGGCGAACAAUUUUGAGUAAAUUCUUUAUUUAAACAUACAUUAUGCAAGAGCUAAAUCUGCCUACUGUCGGUCUUUCUUUAGGCCUGAAAUGUUAUCUAAGUCAUUAAUUAGACAUUAAUUAACACAACUAGACCAUAAUCAACUUUAGAGGGCAUCGGAUACUUUGAGAUUUUAACUAGAUUAGAACGGUUUGGCAUUUAAAAAGUUAAUUUAAAAAUGGGAAAGCGAGACCAAGUCUCGAAUAUAAAAGUGCCCUGGUUACCACUGCGAUAUCACCUUGGUGGAAGCUGACGUAAAAUACAACUACGUCACUCACCACUAUGCAUACAACUUUUCAAAGCUACAAACAGUUAUAAUUUGGCUCAAAAUGAAGUAAUUUGAAUGAAAUUUUCAAUAUUUUCUUUUUUUAUCAUCUAUUUUUGAAUUAUUACAGCAAGAAUGACCAACUCUUUAUUAAACUCUUAACUAAUGUAUCUUUAAAGCUGAGAAUGUUUUUGAACUCGGGGCUAGUUA